AUUUUGUAACCCAAAACAUAAUAUUCUUUUUAUUUUGUUCCCCACCUUGAUGUGAGUAUAAGAUCAAUUAGUAAGUAAUUUAUCAACCCAAUUGAUAUCUCAAUGAAAUUUUUUGGAAAAUCAUGAACCAGUUACAAAGAUCAAUUAAAAUUGAUCCAGAGGACUUGCAAUCCGCAAAUUUGCAUGACGAAACAUACAUAGAAAUACAAGACGGAUGGGUGACUCUUAGAGAGUUGAUCAGUGCUACUCAGAAUUUUAGCCCUGACAAAGAAAUUGGCAGGGGAUGUUUCGGAGUUACAUACAAGGCUGAACUGCAAGACUUUCAGGUUGUUGCUGUGAAGAAACUGAAAUUUCGUCCUGAACUUAAUUUGAAUAUGACAAGGAAUGAAAUUGAGUCCUUAAAAUUGUUGAACCAUGAGAAUGUUGUUCAGUUGUUGGAUUUCUAUUCAAGCCCAAAUUUGACAUUUUUGGUUUAUGAGUACAUUUCAGGUGGCUCCCUUAAUGAAGCCUUACAUGGACACAGCAAUUUUAUGCUUAAUUGGAAAACAAGAUUUGAAAUCUGUCUUGGAAUUGCUAAGGGUCUUAUGUAUCUAAAUUCCAAAUCUGUUGUGCAUGACAAUAUCAAAUCCUCUGAUAUUCUGCUCACUGAAACUCUCGUGCCUAAAAUAUCAAAUCAAUUCAUGCUCAGUGGAUGUAAGGAUUCAGAACAUGUCCAGAAGAACGAUACGGUGGAAAAAAAGGAUGUAUACAGUUAUGGAAUACUCUUACUAGAGAUAGUUUCAGGGAAGGAAGUCACACAAUAUCAAGAAAAUGAUAAUUCUGUUUUUCUUUUAGACAAGUUACUUAAUUGUCGAAACAUUACAGGCUUUGGAUUUACAUGCCAAGGAAAAAUUAGCGGACUUGGUCGAUGGAAGACUGCCGAAUUAUGACGAGCAGCAAGCUUCCAGUAUUUUGAAUUUGGCAAUUAUUUGCACCAAUUUGUUGCCUAGUCUUAGGCCUGCAAUGCAUGAGAUUGUUAUGGUACUAGAAGCUGAAAAAACCAUUGAUCAGAUUUAAUUUCUGAAGUUUACAAUACAAUCUCUCUGCUUCACUUUUGAGAAGCUGUUGUGUGAUCAAUAUAUUUUUCAUUGAAAAUACUUACCUAAAUCCAAUGUAGUACAUUUAUAAAUUGAAAAUAAAGUACAUAUAAAAUAUUUAUAUACAUAGACAAGUUUUUUUUUUAUU
Mercurialis annua (annual mercury) is the source of this 1224-nucleotide messenger RNA. RefSeq names its product probable LRR receptor-like serine/threonine-protein kinase At1g07650. The record is from RefSeq and is a predicted model, not a curated record. Lineage: Eukaryota; Viridiplantae; Streptophyta; Magnoliopsida; Malpighiales; Euphorbiaceae. The transcript has 6 exons. Gene Ontology annotation, biological process: protein phosphorylation. Gene Ontology annotation, molecular function: ATP binding; protein kinase activity. Bases 123 to 929 code for a protein of 268 amino acids.